AUGCCUGAAUUGGGAUCGAAACGCAGAGCGUCGAAGAAGGUGGCAAAGAAAGCGCCCACUAAAAAGACAAGCAAAGGUGAAACGAAACAAAGAAAAACAAGGAAGCACACCUACAGUGUAUACAUCCACAAAGUGCUGAAGCAGGUUCACCCCGAUACAAGCAUCUCUUCCUCGGCUAUGAAUAUCAUCAACUCUUUCAUCGACGACAUCUUCGAGCGCAUCGCCUCCGAGGCUUCUCGUCUUAUCCGGUACAGCAAACGGCUGACCAUCUCUUCUCGAGAAAUCCAGACCUCCGUACGUCUUCUGCUGCCUGGGGAACUAGCCAAGCAUGCCGUCUCUGAAGGAACAAAAGCGGUCACUAAAUACACCAGCUCCAGAUAA
Molecule: messenger RNA, 381 nt
Organism: Leucoraja erinaceus (little skate)
Lineage: Eukaryota; Metazoa; Chordata; Chondrichthyes; Rajiformes; Rajidae
Product: histone H2B 8-like
Exons: 1
Coding region: 1-381 (126 amino acids)
Cellular component (GO): nucleosome
Molecular function (GO): protein heterodimerization activity; structural constituent of chromatin; DNA binding
Source: RefSeq, a predicted model, not a curated record